Verticillium alfalfae VaMs.102 is the source of this 312-nucleotide messenger RNA. Its product is annotated as Mcg1p. Gene Ontology annotation, molecular function: protein binding. NCBI's taxonomy places the organism in Eukaryota, Fungi, Ascomycota, Sordariomycetes, Glomerellales, Plectosphaerellaceae. Bases 1 to 312 code for a protein of 103 amino acids. The record is from RefSeq and is a predicted model, not a curated record. Gene Ontology annotation, cellular component: nucleus. The transcript is spliced from 2 exons.
AUGGGCGGCUCGGUGCGAGGCAUCGUCGCGACGAACGCCUUCCAGGUCGACGUCGGCGGCGACGCGGCGGGCGGGCAUCAUCACCAUUUCGGCGUGUUUCCGGCCAUUUCGCGGCUCAACCACGACUGCGGGCCAAAUGCCGCAGCCUGGACGGGCAAGACGGACCUCGUGCACCGGGCGUUCGCUUCGAAGGACAUUGCGGCCGGGGAGGAGAUUAGCAUCUCGUACGUCGACGCGCUGGCGCCGCGCGCCGAGAGGAGGGCGCGGAUGACGGGGUCGUGGGGCUUCGAGUGUGCGUGUCGUCGGGCUUGA